AUGGUGCUGCCAGCGCAAGGUCUGGAACCUGCCAAGCUCCUCUCUUCAUCUUGCUCUUUGGAGAAGGUUCUGCAGUGCAGCUGCUCCUUUUAUGGGGUCCCUGCACCCUACGUGCGGUGGUGGAUGAAAGAUGACAUCGUGGGUGUGGACAGCACACCCGACAGCCCCCAGGUGGAGUCCACGUUCCUGGGCCCCUGGGCCAACACCACCAUCAGCCUGGCUGAGAUGCCAGAAAUGGGUACACGGCUUCUCUGUGAGGGGAUGAACGAACGCGGAAGCCAUGUUAUGAGCAUCGUACUGAUGUCAAUAAAGAGUCCCUUGGUCACGCAAACAUUCAUCAGCGGGUUCUUCCAGGGUCUUGCCUAUGGAGCCAUUUUGACUACACUGCUCUUCCUCUGCCUCAUCCCAUUCAUAGUGAAACGUAUCAGAAAGAAGCUGGCAAGAAAAAUUGCAGUGAACAAGGAAGAAAAGGACAUUGGAGACAGAGCAUACCAAGGACCCAACAUGGCUCUGAAGCCUGAGGAACCAGAAAAACCCAUAAUCACCCCAUCUUCUGAGAGCCAGAGAUUGGUGGGUACCCACUGUGUCUGCAAUCUAGUCAAGCAGAAUGAUGGACCCAUGACCCUAACUUCCAGGAAAAAAAGAGCUGAGUUGGAGCCGACAAAGCCUGUGAAAACUCCACUCCCAUCUGGAGAGCCCGUGAUCCCACAGAACUGUUAA
Pteronotus mesoamericanus is the source of this 720-nucleotide messenger RNA. It is a transcript of the gene SIGLECL1, whose product is annotated as SIGLEC family like 1. The transcript is spliced from 5 exons. Gene Ontology annotation, biological process: cell adhesion. Gene Ontology annotation, cellular component: plasma membrane. The record is from RefSeq and is a predicted model, not a curated record. Bases 1 to 720 code for a protein of 239 amino acids. Gene Ontology annotation, molecular function: sialic acid binding. Lineage: Eukaryota; Metazoa; Chordata; Mammalia; Chiroptera; Mormoopidae.